Vanrija pseudolonga is the source of this 787-nucleotide messenger RNA. RefSeq lists its product as uncharacterized. The record is from RefSeq and is a predicted model, not a curated record. NCBI's taxonomy places the organism in Eukaryota, Fungi, Basidiomycota, Tremellomycetes, Trichosporonales, Trichosporonaceae. Bases 1 to 651 code for a protein of 216 amino acids. The transcript is spliced from 4 exons.
AUGCCGAGCAUAACCCCCGUCCUCGAGCCGUACAUCACGACGUACCCGCGUCUGCAGGCGGCCUACGACACGGCGGGGCACGCGAUCCCCACGCCAGUCGACGACGACACACUGUGCGAGCUCAGCGCGCUCGUCUGCUUCCUCCAGUUCCAUCGCUCGCCCGCGAAGGGCGCGCCCCUCGCCGCCGCGCUCAAGCUCCAGGCCGAGGUCAACGUGCUCGCGGUGGGCGGCGUCGCUGUCGCUGCCAACAACACGGAUAACGGCGCCGACGCGCUCGACCGUCACGCGGCGCAGCGCGCCGACGACCUCGCGGCCCGCGUCAACGACCUCGUUGACGCCCUCGCGAUCGCCCAGCUUGCCCCGCUCAACUGCGCGAGCCACCUGCUCCGCCAGCCCAUCAUCACGAUCACAGUGCCUGGCGUCCCCCUCCCGCCCGGCUUUCCUCACCAGUUUGACGACGCCAGCGCCAUCGCCGGCGUCAGCGAGGCCCAGCUCGCCGGAUACAUCACGUACCGCCGCGCCGGCUUCCCCGCGCGUCUCCUCCCUCCCGGUGUGGCACUUGCCCCGGUGCCCGCCACUGUCGAGAAGGACGACCUUGUGCGUGCCGUCCGCACGCUCCUCGGCCUCGAGUCCGUUACGCACUCGUGGUAGUCGUCCUGCGUUCAUAGUACGGCAUGGCCUCGACGUGUGCAGUAUAGGGGACGGAGGCGCAGUUUCGUAGAGUGUUCGUAGAGUGGCACCGACAUUGUACGUCCAGGCAGCAGUAGUAGAGUAACAUGUAACCAAG